Molecule: messenger RNA, 2649 nt
Organism: Debaryomyces fabryi
Lineage: Eukaryota; Fungi; Ascomycota; Pichiomycetes; Serinales; Debaryomycetaceae
Gene: ASG1
Product: Asg1p
Exons: 1
Coding region: 1-2649 (882 amino acids)
Biological process (GO): positive regulation of transcription by RNA polymerase II; DNA-templated transcription
Cellular component (GO): nucleus
Molecular function (GO): zinc ion binding; DNA-binding transcription factor activity, RNA polymerase II-specific; sequence-specific DNA binding
Source: RefSeq, a predicted model, not a curated record
AUGAGCAAACGAGACACUCUUGGUAAUUCUAAUGAAUUCAAUACUGACAAUAAUCAAACUAAAUCGAUUUAUGCUCACAAUUCAGAGAAACGCCAAAUAGAACAGAAGAGAAGAAGAGUCACUAGAGCUUGCGAUAAUUGCAGACAGAAGAAAGUUAAGUGUGAUGGUAAGCAACCAUGUAUCCAUUGCACAGUUUAUUCAUAUAACUGUGCCUAUGAUCAACCCAAUAUAAGGAAUAAGAAGAAUAGCGGCAUCCCAAUUCCAUCAGGAAACUCGAGUAUAAUAAACAGUUACAAAGUGCCGUUUAGUCAGUCAAAAGAAAUAUCAACCACAUCGCCUGUAAAUAGCAAUUUAGUUCUUGGCCAGAAUAUCCUAAAUUUGUUAUUUCCAAAGCUUAAGUUAAACCUUCUUGACGAAAAACAAAUACAUUUUGACUAUGAAAAAUUUCAAAAGGUCUAUCAAUAUGUACAGUAUAAGGGCAACGGACAGGUUAAUUUGAAUGAGGUAAUGGAUUUAUAUCUGGAUGGACCUACCCCAUCUUCAUCACCAUCUACAUUAGAUCGCCAACCUUCGGUUUCGUCCGUGGAGGAGAAUUCAGAUGGACGAGAAUUUAAACUUAUGUUACCCUCAAAGGACACAGCACUACAAUUGAUUUUCACAUGCUGGAAUAAGGCUUGUGUUUUGUUCCGGUUUUACCAUAGACCAUCACUUUUAAAAGAAGUUGAGUUAUUAUAUGGCCUAGAUCCAGUGAACUUUACUGAUCGUCAACAAAAGUUUUUACCCUUCUUGUACUCAAUUUUAGCUGUUGGGCUGCUUUUCUCCAGGCUGUUUAACGAGUCAUCUCCUAAUAAUAAUACUCUAGAAGAUGAUGGAUUCAAGUACUUUUUGGAAGCCAGAAAAUUGAUAGAUAUAACCGAUGUUGGUGAUAUUAUUUCAAUUCAAACCAUUGUUAUGAUGAUUAUGUAUCUCCAAUGUUCAGCAAGACUAUCAACAUGUUAUUCUUAUAUAGGUAUUGCCUUGAGGAGUGCUAUAAAAGAAGGGUUACAUCGUAAUUUAUCAAUUUUUCAAAAUUCUAAGAGAGAAUUGGAUCCAAUUGAAGUCGAUACAAGGAAAAGAUUAUUCUACACUAUUUAUAAAAUGGAUAUUUACAUUAAUUCUUUAUUAGGUUUACCUAGAUCGCUUUCUGAAGAUGAAUUUGACCAGGAAUUACCAGAAGAAUUAGAUGAUGAAAACAUCACUCAUGAAAUGUACAAUUAUGAUAAACAGCAAGGAAAAUUAUCAUCUUCCGGAUGUGCAAAUCACCAUACGAAAGUAAUGAUGAUACUUUCCCACAUUGUUAGAGAUCUUUAUCCAAUAAAGAUUAAAAAACAGUCGUCAGACAACAACCCGUCUCCGAAUCACAUCCACUCGAAGGUUACCAAUUUAGAACAAGAACUCAAAGUUUGGCUAGAUCAAUUACCAAAGGAAUUGAGACCUACGGAUCCGCAUGAUGUGGACUCUGGUAAGGGUAUACCAGACAGGUUUAUUUUAGCAAAUUUUUACCUACAUUUAGCAUUUUUGAAUUGUCAAAUCAUGUUGUAUCGUCCUUUCAUUCAUUUCAUCAGCAAUGGUACUCAUUAUCAAGCUGCUGAUCCAAGGUCACUUAUACGUGGUAGAAAUUGUAUAAAAGUUGCAAGAAUGGUGGUCAAAUUGGCUAACAAGAUGAUUGAUAAGAAUUUAUUAGUGGGAACAUAUUGGUUUUCAAUGUACACUAUAUUCUUUUCAAUUGCUUGCCUAAUAUAUUAUUUCCACUAUGCUCAUGAUAAUAACUUGAAUCAGUCUGGAGUUAAUUAUGCAGGCAUUUUAUUUGAUGAUGACUUAAACAUUGAUAUGAUUAAACAUGAUAUUGAGAUUGGUAGAAAAGUCUUGGAUUGCUUGAAGAAUAAUUCCAACUCAUCCAUGAGAAUUUACAAUAUCUUGAACAAUUUAUUUGAACAGCUUAAUAGAAGAACAGCCAUGAAGGGAAAGAACGAUUCUGUGUCUGUACAACCGCCAUCCAUCGUCGAUAGCACCAACCAGGAACCCCCAAAUGUUUCUUUGAACUUUGACAGUAUCAACAAUUUUGCUAGUAUGAAUAAUUUUGAGUAUCCAUUAUCGAAUAAAAUAAAGGAGGAGUCAAUUUCGAGCGACUUUAGAACAGCCUCCCAACAGAAAAAACAGCAACAAGCAGCAAAACAGGCGACGUCACAACCACCCGUUGAUAGUAAGAAAUCUAUUGACCUGUUAUUUAAUAAUGACUAUACUGAUACGUAUGAUAUUCAAUCCCAAACCAGUGCCAUUCCUACAGCAUAUCUGGAUCAAUCGAAUCCUAUUCAAAAUUUUGCAUCAAAUACACCUUCAACUUCGCAGAGGUCUAGUAAUCAACAAAGCGGUGAAUACUUGCCUGGGGUAAUUGACCAGCUUGAUGCACAAAUCUUUGGUAGAAUUUUACCGCCAUAUAUGUUGGAAAAGAAUGCUAAACAAGUAAAUACCAACACCUCCAAUAAUGACUUCAAUCUUGAAAAUGUGGACAAUUUUGAACCGCAAAUGAACGUUGAUAACUUUGAUUUUUCAAUUCUUGGUAAUUCAAAUCUGAUGGAUUAUUUGGAUCCAUUUAACCAUAUGAAUUAA